Messenger RNA from Seriola dumerili (greater amberjack), 3120 nucleotides. RefSeq names its product chloride channel protein 1-like (gene clcn1a). Gene Ontology annotation, biological process: chloride transport; transmembrane transport. The record is from RefSeq and is a predicted model, not a curated record. NCBI's taxonomy places the organism in Eukaryota, Metazoa, Chordata, Actinopteri, Carangiformes, Carangidae. Gene Ontology annotation, cellular component: membrane. Gene Ontology annotation, molecular function: voltage-gated chloride channel activity. The transcript is spliced from 24 exons. Bases 1 to 3120 code for a protein of 1039 amino acids.
AUGGCCGCAGAUGCGUCGGAAAGGAAGGCUCUGAGAUACAAGCAAACCCUGCUCUAUGGGGAGUACCAAGAGCACCAAGGAGGCUCUGGCAGACGGGAGGCCACACGCCUGCUGACAGAGAGACAGAUCAAGAAACAUGGCAACCAUCCCCGCAGCCAUGGGAGGACGCGGCAUGGACAUGGCCGUCGUGGCCAAAACGGAUACCACAGUCGCCAUCAGCAUGGGUUUCACAGCAGGCAGAGGAGCAGGGGUCAGUCCAACAUGGAGGCUGAGGCUGCUGAUGAGCAAACAGGUGAACCUGACCUCACAUCCUCUUUGAAGAAGAAGCGUUCCUACUCCAAGUGUCGAGACUGCAUAGCACGGGUGCAGCUAUUCCUUGUGACCAGGUUGGGAGAAGACUGGAUCUUCCUGGUUCUGCUGGGCAUCACAAUGGCACUGGUCAGCUGGACAAUGGACUACGCCAGCGCAAAGAGCCUGCAAGCCUAUAAAUGGAUUCAUGGGGAGCUGAGGGGGAACAUCCCCCUGCAGUUCCUGGCCUGGGUUUCAUAUCCCCUGAUGUUCAUCCUGUUCUCCUCCCUCUUCUGUCACCUGGUUUCUCCUCAAGCUAUCGGUUCUGGUAUCCCAGAGUUGAAGACCAUCCUGAGAGGUGUGGUGCUGAAGGAAUAUUUGACUCUCAAGGCCUUUGUUGCUAAAGUCAUCGGUCUGACUGCGGCUCUGGGUAGUGGCAUGCCUGUAGGCAAAGAGGGCCCGUUUGUACACAUUGCCAGUAUCUGUGCUGCAGUUCUCAGCAGGUUCAUGUCCUUCUUUUCAGGAGUUUAUCAGAAUCCAUACUGUUAUACAGACAUCCUAACAGUGGGCUGCGCUGUCGGGGUGGGCUGCUGCUUUGGUACUCCACUUGGAGGUGUGCUCUUCAGCAUUGAGGUUACAUCCACCUACUUUGCUGUAAGAAACUACUGGAGAGGAUACUUUGCUGCUACAUUUAGUGCCUUCAUAUUCAGAGUGUUAUCCGUGUUUAACAAAGAUGCAGUAACCAUCACUGCUCUGUUCAGGACAAACUUUCGUAUGGAUUUCCCCUUUGACCUGCAGGAGCUGCCGGCAUUUGCCAUCAUCGGGAUUUCCUGUGGGUUCCUGGGGGCAUUCUUUGUUUAUCUCAACAGACAGGUGGUGCUGUUCAUGAGACGACCCAAUGCUAUGACCCGCUUCCUGACCAAACAUCGGCUGUUGUUUCCUGCUGUGGUAACGCUGGUCAUCGCCACCUUGACCUUCCCACCUGGGUUCGGACAGUUCAUGGCAGGAGAGCUGAUGCCCAGGGAAUGCAUCAACUCUUUGUUUGAUAACUUUACGUGGACGAAGAUUUCGGGAUCUCCUCCUCCGGUCGGUCUGGGCCGCUCCGCCGCCUGGCUGCACCCUGAUGUCAGCGUCUUCAUAAUCCUGCUGCUCUUCUUCCUCAUGAAGUUCUGGAUGUCUGCCGUGGCCACCACCAUGCCCAUUCCAUCUGGAGCCUUCAUGCCUGUCUUCAUACUGGGAGCUGCUUUCGGCAGGCUGGUAGGGGAGAUCAUGGCCACCCUGUUUCCUCAUGGGAUUGUGUUUGACGGCAUCCUUUACCGCAUCAUCCCUGGAGGGUACGCAGUCAUUGGAGCGGCAGCGUUGACUGGCGCGGUGACUCACACGGUGUCCACGGCGGUUAUAUGCUUUGAGCUGACAGGCCAGAUCUCCCACAUCCUGCCCAUGAUGGUGGCAGUAAUCCUGGCCAACAUGGUGGCCCAAGGCCUGCAGCCCUCCUUGUAUGACUCCAUCAUCCAAGUCAAGAAGCUGCCAUACUUGCCGGAGCUCGGCUUCGGACACAUGAGCCAAUACAACAUCUUUGUUGGGGACAUCAUGGUGAGGAAGGUGAACUUUAUAUCGUCUGAGUCGACCUACAGAGAAGUCAAACUCCUGCUGGAUUCCUCUUCACUCAAGUCAAUCCCACUGGUCGACUCAAAAGAGUCUAUGAUCCUUCUGGGCAGCGUCGACAGGUUGGAGCUUCUGGCUCUCUGUGAUUGGUGGUUGUCACCAGAGAGGAGGCUCCUCAUGCAGGAUCGCAGUCUGCAGGAACAGAACCAGUCUCAGAAACACAGCUGGGAGUCAUUUGCCUUCGUAGAUGAGGAGGAAGAGGAGGACGGAGAGAAGGGCAGUCCAGUACAGGAGGAGAGGAACGGCCCCCUGCCUCCUGCAAAACCCCAGGAGCCUUCGUCAAACCACACUGCUCCUGUUCCUGACAAAGGUCCUCUGCAGUCUGUGAGGAAAACACUCAGGAAUCUCUUCACCCCUAAGAACAGACAGACGGAAGGACAGUCACAGGAGCCCUGUCCUCCGCCCCUGUCCGACACAAUGACACCAGAAGAGAUCAAAGCGUGGGAAGAGGCAGAGAUGGACAAGCCGAUGGAAAUCGAUGAGAUACGAGUGGACCCUUCCCCUUUCCAGCUGGUUGAGAGAACAUCGUUACACAAGACUCACACCUUAUUCUCCCUGCUGGGGCUAAGUCACGCUUAUGUGACCAGUAUUGGCAAACUGGUGGGGGUGGUGGCACUGAAAGAGCUCCAGAAAGCCAUCGAGGGCUCCACCCGCUCCGGCGUCCGACUUCGUCCUCCUCUGGCCAGCUUUCGUGACAUCAGCAACCACAAACCUCCACCUUCUUCUCCCGCUGCUCCUUCCUCUCCGACCUCCCCCUCCCCUCCCUCAGCUUCAGCUGCUUCCCUGCCCACCUCCUCUUCUCCGCUUGACCACCACCAUCACCAUCACCACCACCACCAUCACCACCAUCCUCAUGUGAAUGAGACGGAGGUGUGGAUUGAGGGCUUGACAAGGGAGGUGGAGGAGAGCAGCAGCACCACCAGCAGCAGUAGUAGCAGUACAGGAGAUGAUGGUGACAGCAGUACGGGGGCCUGCAGCUCAGCCAGUAGGAGUUGCAGUUACAACAGCAACCUUAACCUCCCUCCCUCCUCCACUCCUCCCCCUGUCCCUUCUUCCUCCACUGCUCCUCCUUCUCCUCCCUCCCCCUCCAUCCCUCUCUCCACCCUAAGGCCCCUACAGGAACUCCUUGAUGGGGGUGAAGACAGCGACGAUGAGCCAAUGGUUUAG